AUGCUACGCUUUCCAUCAGGAUCCCAGCAACACAACAGCACUAAAAGACAACAACAAACAAUAUCGCAUCAUCGACAGCGCGACAAUACCGAUCCUAUUAAACAUUGGUGGCAACGGCUACGUGCCAAGCUAUCACCACAUUCAUCAAAUUUCCACGGCCUUUCACCUGAUCGACCACCAUUGCCUUUUAUUGAACCGGAUUCUCUAAGCAACAACGACGACACGGGCACAAAAGCUGUCAUCGGCACUAGUACCCGGCAACCCAUUGCUGUCACUACACGACGAGUAGGAUCUUCCCAGCGGGUAUCCUCCCUUUCACCUGCCAACAAACGAUCCAUUGAGCUCACAUCCAAACACCACGACGACGAAAGAAGACGCACUACCGCAGCAGAGUUAUACACCAUUCUCGAAGAAAGCGAGACCGUCAAAUCCGAAUCCACUCAUUCAACUUUACCACAACCACGUCUAUCGCGUUCAUCAGUUGAUUACAACAACGAGGACAAGGAAAUGAAGCCUAUCUCAUCAACUACCAUGGAUACCAAUCACUCAAUUGAACAACACGAUAAGGAGCAUCAAGAUCAUCCCUCAUCACCAUCAUCAUCUGCAGUCGAAUCGUCAUACGAGCCAUCUUCUUUAUUCCUUUCCUCGAAACAACAAAAAAGUGAUGCAUCUCGAUUUCCUCCAGAGCUGGUUGGUGAUGAAGACCAAUGUCGCCAUAAAUUUGCCAAAAUGGUGAAAUCAGCAUAUCGACGGCAGUUGGAAAGGCAAAAGGAGUACUCUGGUACCAGCAACAUACCUCGUGAUAUCGAAAUCCUGUUUGAUGACAAGAGCAAUAUCGAAUGGAUACGAUUCUCAAUCAGGGGGGAUACCGAACAGCACCGAUUUUGUGGCAACGCCCAGUUCAUUCCACCAGAAAUGUCAAUUGCCCAUGGUCCCCCAUCGCAGCAAUCACUUGUCGAUGUAUGGAUUCUUGGUGUCAGCCUCUAUCGUAUGCUUGUAGGCAAGUUCCCUUUUAAUGCUGCCAAUGACCGUCAAAUGUUCAAAAAGAUGCUCCAUGCCGGGUUCAGCGUUCCUCCAGACUUAUCGUCAGAUGUCAAGGACUUGUUACGUCGAAUGCUUGCUCCUGACACAACGCGUGCAUCCUUGGACUUAGUCUUGUAUCACCCUUGGCUAAAGCCAUGCAAGAUCGACGUGUCAACCAUUGCACAGGCACAUGACAACAAUGCUAUGGCGAUCAGCAGCAGCAACACUCCUCCAGUAUCCCCUGCACAAGAAUCAAAUCCACCCACAGCAACCGUUGCGUCGAAACGUCAAUCGCAUCAGACAACCGAAUCAUCAAAGAGAAAUUCCCUUACACGUGCAUUGCGUCAAGCAUUCAUGGUGCUUGUAGAAGGACCCUAUCCACCACCCAAGCGUCCUUAUCAAGAUCUAACCAACAAUCCAAUUUCACAACCUGCCAUCCAAGUCUAG
Messenger RNA from Lichtheimia ornata, 1470 nucleotides. RefSeq lists its product as uncharacterized. Lineage: Eukaryota; Fungi; Mucoromycota; Mucoromycetes; Mucorales; Lichtheimiaceae. The transcript is spliced from 4 exons. Gene Ontology annotation, biological process: regulation of cytokinesis; mitotic spindle organization; protein phosphorylation. The record is from RefSeq and is a predicted model, not a curated record. Gene Ontology annotation, cellular component: spindle pole centrosome; spindle microtubule; spindle midzone. Bases 1 to 1470 code for a protein of 489 amino acids. Gene Ontology annotation, molecular function: protein kinase activity; ATP binding.